CUCUUUCACACACGGAUAGAACAAUUUACAUAAACGAUGGAAAUUGGGAGCAUAUCUACUGGUGCAAAGACACCCCAGCAAUUUUGCACAUGCUCUUCUCCGGAUAGCUCCCAGCUCAUUGACAGCAGAGACGCGCAGAGUUCUGGGUCCUCCAAAGUCCUAUUGGCGUACAAAAACGCAUCGCAAAACCUCAAUUUGUCGGGGAUCAAAGUAGGUUUGGGGAUACUUAAAGUAGCCACGUCUCAGUGGCGGCAGGACAAGAAGACGCGCCCGGGCGCAACCACGAGACAGCCGACUCAUUGUGAGAUGUGCAAGAGUUCUCCACUAGACCAGCUGGCAGCUUUGCUUCUUCAUUGCCAAACGCGGCGACGGCAAAUAGGUCAAGAACCCCGACAUGAGCAUUCAUUCUCUACCAAGCCUCAAAACUGUAAACGCAUCGUGGUUCUUGGUGCGCCAAGAGUCGGCAAGACCUCCAUCCUGCGGCGGUACUUGCGAGAUGGAUUCGUGGAGGAGUACCAGCCCACGUCCGAGGAUUUUGUCCGAAAACUGUUCCGCAUACGCGGGGAAACUUACCAAAUUGAUGUUUUAGAUGCAUCUGGGGAGAGGCACUUCCCAGCCAAGCGGCGAUUGUCUAUCCUUACUGGGGACAUUUUUUUGCUUGUCUUCAGCGUGAAUGACAGAAGCUCCUUUGAAGAAGUGUGCGCUCUCAGACGGGAGAUCCUGGCAGCCAAAUCCAAACUAACUAAAGUCCCACACAAUUUUACUCAGCAGAAGCUCCCCUUAGUGGUCUGCGCUAAUAAAGUCGAUCUCCAGGAAGGUGAGAGGGAAGUCUCCUGUGCAGAGGUGCUCCGUGCUCUCGGUGAAAACUGCGCCUACUUUGAAACCUCAGCAAAGGACAGCACCAAUUUGGAGAAAGUAUUUGAGGCUUUGGCAAAGCGAGGCGGACUUCCGGCUGAAACUGGACCGUCACAACACCGCAAAUUGUCACUCCAUUCAUAUCAAGCCAUGCGCACCGGUCACCUUCCAGUCCAACUGAUGGGGGACGAUGACGCCUGCGGCCUGCUGUACCCGCUGGCCAGUAGGCCGAGCUUCAGCGCUGAGCUACGACAAGUCACUGGACCACAAAGUGCACACAAGACUGGCAAAACAAAAGAAAGAUGUCAGAUACAGUGAGAGACCAAACACACUGUUAAAAAAAAAAAACAACAUCCUCUGACAUGAAAAACUUUAUUUAUAUAGAAAGUGUGUUUUCUCGGUUGCAUGUCACAUGAAAUUAGAAUAAAUCUUGAGUUUUUCUCAGUUUUGAAGAA
Molecule: messenger RNA, 1310 nt
Organism: Syngnathus acus (greater pipefish)
Lineage: Eukaryota; Metazoa; Chordata; Actinopteri; Syngnathiformes; Syngnathidae
Gene: rasd2b
Product: GTP-binding protein Rhes
Exons: 2
Coding region: 37-1173 (378 amino acids)
Molecular function (GO): GTPase activity; GTP binding
Source: RefSeq, a predicted model, not a curated record